AUGGUCCUUAAUGUUUGGUCUCCGUCAGUGAGUCUUAAGAAGGAAGGAAUUAAAUCUGUUCCGGUUUGGGUAAAGCUCCAUAAUGUGCCUAUUGCGAUAUAUAAUGAGGAUGGAUUAAGCUUGUUGGCUUCUAAGAUAGGUGAACCAAAACGCUUGGAUGGAUAUACGGCGGAUAUGUGCUCGGAAAACUGGGGUAGGAGCAGUUUUGCUAGAGCUUUGGUUGAAAUUAAUGCUGAUCAUGAGCUUAAAGACCGCAUUGUUGUUGCUAUCCCAAAGCUCGAAGAGGAGGGUUAUUUUACUGAAAUAAUUAAUGUGGAAUAUGAGUGGAAGCCUCAGAGAUGUUCUUUAUGUUGUUUGUUUGGUCACAAUGAUCAAACUUGUGGGAAGAAUGAGAACAAAAAAGAGAAACAAAUAGUGGUGGACGAUGAGGGCUUUAUCACGGAUAAGAGGAAGACGGCUCGAAUAGGGGCGGUUCCAAAGAGACAGAAACAGAAAUUCAUUUACAAGCCUAAGGUCAAUAAGUCGGAUCCGAGUACUUCUGGUACAAAGGAUGUAAAUGUAAAUGGCAAGAAAAGUGAUAAUGUUAAAACACGGAACUCGUUUGAAGCUUUGUCGAAUAUAGAAGACAUGGAUGCCAAGGCUGAUAAUGUGGGGAAGGAAACAGGCAACAGUAAUAAGGGGAGUCAAACUAAGAACGAUGAGGAAGUGGAGGAGAUAAUUAAAACGGAAACGGCUGCAUUUAUGAAAAAUGAUAACCUGAAAAAGGUUUCUGAGGGGGCAAGCACUCCCGGUCAUAGCGGUCUCCAUGGGUAG
Messenger RNA from Helianthus annuus (common sunflower), 813 nucleotides. RefSeq lists its product as uncharacterized. The transcript has a single exon. Bases 1 to 813 code for a protein of 270 amino acids. Lineage: Eukaryota; Viridiplantae; Streptophyta; Magnoliopsida; Asterales; Asteraceae. The record is from RefSeq and is a predicted model, not a curated record.